CCAGCCUGGCUGAUUCUAAAUGAUGACUUAGCUCAGUGCGUUACAGGUGAGCAGAUACGGCGGGUGAGUCCUGUGCCGGAGGCUGCGCAGCAGUCCGACCUCUUCCAUCGAGCUGAUCUGUGAUCUGUGGAGGCGAAUCCCUCAGCACCGUCCCGGACCAGCACGUCAACUCAAUGACAAGAAAUGAGAAGAUGAGGCAGCAAGGAAGGACGGGGAUGAAACAAGUCCAAGUCGCUAAAGUGGAAACGCGCGCACUGCAGUGACGGAGAACGCAGAGGACAGAAAAGAGGAUUCGACACAUUUGAGGCAGAAAAGGAGAAAGCCAUGGAGUCUGAGGGGCUGACAGAGGGACGAGCCACUAAUGUGGCACAAGCUGCCGCCUCCAAACUUUCCCAGAUGGGUGAAAGAACUAAACAGCUGGGGAACGUAAUUCAAGACCCAGAACGAAAGAAACGAAUCAUACUAGUGAUAGUCUGUGUAGUCCUUUUGUUAGACAACAUGCUUUACAUGGUGAUUGUGCCGAUCAUACCAGAUUAUCUUGCAGCGCUGCAGAAAGCAGAUGAUAAUGCCCAAGCUGCUGCUGCUGUGCAACAUCACUCCAACUCCACGAACAGUACAGUCCCCCACAGAGUGGCCAAGAACUUUGACUUACAGAUAGGCGUCCUUUUCGCCUCUAAGGCCAUCCUGCAGCUCUUAGUCAACCCGCUGAGUGGCACGUUUAUAGACAGAGUAGGGUACGAAAUCCCACUCUUCAUCGGCCUCAGUAUCAUGUUUCUGUCCACUCUCACAUUUGCCUUUGCUGAAAACUAUGCCUCCCUGUUCGUGGCGCGCAGCAUCCAGGGCCUCGGCUCGGCUUUCGCCGACACCUCGGGCAUCGCGCUGAUCGCAGACAGGUACACGGAGGAGGGGGAGAGGAGCAAAGCCCUGGGCAUCGCACUGGCCUUCAUCUCUUUCGGCAGCCUCGUGGCACCCCCCUUCGGAGGAGUCCUGUACGAGUUUGCAGGGAAGCAGGUGCCCUUCCUGAUCCUGGCCGCCAUCUGUUUGGCGGACGGCGUUUUGUGUCUGACUGUACUGAAGCCCUUCUCCAACCGAGAGAGAGAAAACAUGCCAGUGGGCACACCCAUGUAUAAACUUAUGAUUGACCCGUACAUUGCAGUGGUGGCCGGAGCUCUCAUCAUCUGUAACAUCCCACUCGCCUUCCUCGAGCCCACCAUCGCCAAAUGGAUGGAGCAAACCAUGGAUGCCACCGAGUGGGAGAUCGGCAUGACGUGGUUCCCCGCGUUCUUCCCCCACGUGUUAGGUGUGUUUCUCACUGUGAAACUGGCCGCCAAGUACCCUAAUCUCCAGUGGUUUUACGGGGCGAUAGGUAUGGUGUUCAUAGGUGCCAGCUCGUGCACGGUGCCAGCGUGCAAAAACUUUGGGCAGCUCAUGAUCCCGCUGUGCGGCAUCUGCUUUGGCAUCGCUUUCGUGGACACGGCGCUCCUGCCGACGCUGGGGUUCCUGGUGGACGUGCGCCACGUGUCCGUGUACGGCAGCGUGUACGCCAUCGCGGACAUCUCCUACUGCGUGGCCUACGCCAUGGGCCCCGUGGUGGCCGGCCAGAUAGUCCACGACCUGGGCUUCGUGCAGCUCAACCUGGGCAUGGGCCUCUGCAACGUGCUUUACGCACCGGCGCUGCUCCUGCUGAAGAACGUGUCAGAGAUGAAACCCUCUUUCUCAGAGCGAAAUAUGCUCCUGGAGGACGGGCCCACGGGGCUGUAUGAUACCAUUAAGAUGGAACAACGAGAAAAGAAGAGGAAAGGUUUGUGCACGACCAUCGACGAGAAUGGCAUUGAGACUUUUGUUCAAGGGGCCUACUCAGAGGAGGAAUCCUCAGGAGGGGAAUACACCUAAAAUGACCAAGUGUAAAAACUAUCCAAGUGCCAAUGUAGAUGUGUGCGUAAAGGCUGAUUUAUGGUUCCGCGUUAAAUCGACGCAGAGCCUACGCCGUAGGGUUAUGGCGUAGCGUGCGCGUCGCCGCGUACCCUUACGUUGUAGGCGCUGCGUUGGUGUAACGCGGAACCAUAAAUCAGCCGUAACUUGUCUGAUUCAGUCGACUGCAUAAAACGAUUAGGAUUGUGUAACAGUACCAAUUAUUAGCUGCUCCUUGCGACAAACCCCGCAGGUUUUGUCAAAUCCGGUGGCUCAAGCUUUUCGCAGUAGAAAGAUGCGUCUUCAUUAAAAGUCAGGCUGUUGUAAAAGAUUUACUGAGAUAAAUAUCUCUUUGUUAACAGUAACCAAUUUCCCUCUGUAUCAGAACAGAAGCUGACUCGUAGCAUAUUCAGGGAAUAAUGUGUAAAUGUAUCUGAACAAAAGAAUGAUUGUAAUGUCUUUCAGUGUCACCUGUGUUUAUUUCUGAUGCUAGAAUAUGCAAAAUAGUGUGCUAAGUGACAGUUUUAGAAAUAUGGAAAUUAAAUGGAAUCUGUGUCCUGUUUAUUUAUUUUUAUUUAUUGUAUUUUUAUAUUUUUGAAUGAUGUGCUUGGGGAAUGCAAAGCCUGUGUGAUCUGCGACUGUACAGACAUGUAUAUUCAUGUACAUAAUUAAAUUAAC
Messenger RNA from Cololabis saira (Pacific saury), 2589 nucleotides. RefSeq names its product solute carrier family 18 member 3a (gene slc18a3a). The transcript is spliced from 2 exons. Gene Ontology annotation, molecular function: xenobiotic transmembrane transporter activity; acetylcholine transmembrane transporter activity. Gene Ontology annotation, biological process: xenobiotic transport; chemical synaptic transmission; transmembrane transport. Gene Ontology annotation, cellular component: membrane; AP-1 adaptor complex; AP-2 adaptor complex. The record is from RefSeq and is a predicted model, not a curated record. Lineage: Eukaryota; Metazoa; Chordata; Actinopteri; Beloniformes; Belonidae. The coding region runs from base 325 to 1893 and encodes 522 amino acids.